Molecule: messenger RNA, 560 nt
Organism: Mustela lutreola (European mink)
Lineage: Eukaryota; Metazoa; Chordata; Mammalia; Carnivora; Mustelidae
Product: histone H2B type 1-M
Exons: 2
Coding region: 44-424 (126 amino acids)
Cellular component (GO): nucleosome
Molecular function (GO): structural constituent of chromatin; protein heterodimerization activity; DNA binding
Source: RefSeq, a predicted model, not a curated record
AUUUUUCUAGCUCUUAGUUCUACUGUUCUAACUUGACGCUAGGAUGCCUGAGCCCACCAAGUCCGCUCCAGCCCCGAAAAAGGGCUCCAAGAAGGCGGUGACCAAGGCGCAGAAGAAGGACGGCAAGAAGCGCAAGCGCAGCCGCAAGGAGAGCUACUCGGUGUACGUGUACAAGGUGCUGAAGCAGGUGCACCCCGACACCGGCAUCUCGUCCAAGGCCAUGGGCAUCAUGAACUCGUUCGUCAACGACAUCUUCGAGCGCAUCGCGGGCGAGGCGUCCCGCCUGGCGCACUACAACAAGCGCUCGACCAUCACGUCCAGGGAGAUCCAGACGGCCGUGCGCCUGCUGCUGCCCGGGGAGCUGGCCAAGCACGCCGUGUCCGAGGGCACCAAGGCCGUCACCAAGUACACCAGCUCCAAGUGAACGUGCCAAAUGAACGGCUUCAGCAGUCUCCUCCUUGACUUAUACUCCCAACUGCCUUCCAAACCCUGGCUGCAGGAAAGAAGACUGAGGAGAAGUGGAGAUAAUGUUAGGGGAAGUUCUGAGUUCCUGACCUUCA